Molecule: messenger RNA, 1494 nt
Organism: Phanerochaete carnosa HHB-10118-sp
Lineage: Eukaryota; Fungi; Basidiomycota; Agaricomycetes; Polyporales; Phanerochaetaceae
Exons: 7
Coding region: 1-1494 (497 amino acids)
Biological process (GO): oxalate metabolic process
Source: RefSeq, a predicted model, not a curated record
AUGGGCGCGUUGACAUCUUUAGCACCAGCAGCUCAGCUGUCCCACCCCAGCUACCUGCCUCUCGUCAUGCACUCCCACUGGUCUAUCCUCCUUUUCUUCAUCUUCGCUGUCCAGCCGGCCUACACGUCGCCUCUCUCCGAAGCGGAGCAGGCACGAGAGGACGAGGCACCCGCGCCAGUGGUGAGGUCUCCGUUGCACCUUGCUUGCCGUCGCGAGUCGGGGUAUCAGCCUCGCCACCUGCGACCAGAAGAGUUCGUUGUCGCGCCCGUAACCAUGGACAAGCGUGACGGCGUCACCGCGCCCGAUGCCGGGCAGAUGGCGACCUUCACUGCGGGAUAUCCUGAACCCACGCGCCUUGGCACAGGCUUCAAGUUCCUCAGCAAUAGCAACCACGAGCUCGACAAGCAGAACGUCGACAACGUCGCUCCACCCACUACCGAUCAAGGGAGUAUUGUGAACCUGAAGUGGAGCAUGUCGCUCUCGCACACUCGUCUCUUGAAUGGAGGGUGGGUGCGAGAGCAAACAGUUACCGACCUACCACCUUCGAAGGACUUCUCUGCGGCGGAAAUUGCCAUGGCACCGAAUGCUUACCGUGAGCUUCAUUGGCACCGCGUGGCUGAAUGGGGCUAUGUCCUUGGUGGAAACGGUCGUCUCACGGCCAUUGACGAGGAAGGCAAAUCCUUCAUCUCGGACAUUCGUGGUCCGACCAAUAUCAGCGAUCCAGAUAUCUACUACAUCCGGGCGCUUGGUGACGGCCUCGAGCUCCUGCUGGUUUUCACCGAUGGCGACUUCGAUGCACUUGGCACGACAUUCAUGCUUUCAGACUGGUUCGCGCGCACACCGUUAGAGGUGCUUGCGAAGAACCUCGGGAUCGACGACAUAAACAUUCUGAGCAAGAUCCCCCAGAAGGACCCGUACAUCCUACCGAGUACCAAGGCGCCGCCGCCUCUCGGACAUGCUGACGAGGAGGCCGUACCGAGCCCGCAAGGCACAAUCGACCCGUCGCACUACAUCUUCCGCCUUGCCGACCAAAACGAGACCGUCGCUCCUGGUGGAGGAGGAUGGCUCAAGAUUCAGGACUCUGUGAUCAACUUCCCCGUGUCCAAGCUAGUUGCCAGUGCAUUGGUAUACGUAGAGCCCAAUGGUCUACGCGAGAUGCACUGGCACAACGACGAUGGUGCAUUCACCCUCUAUGACGCGCUCUUCGGUACGGCUCGCGCGACUGCCUUCGGAGGCUGUAGUUCCUCGCGGACCUUCGACUUCCAACCUGGCGACACCGCGGUGUUCCCUGCUAGUUACGGACAUUACGUGGAGAACACAUCCCCGACCGAGCCGCUCGUCUACCUCGAAAUGUUCAAGGCUCCAAAGUUCAUCGAUUUCAGCGCUACCCAAUGGCUCGCCCUCACGCCGCCGCAAAUUGUUGCUGAUCUGCUCAACAUUACGCUCGAGGUUGUAGAGGGCUUUAUGAAUGUAAAACCGCUGGUCAUCGCCUAG